Closterium sp. NIES-65 is the source of this 260-nucleotide messenger RNA. The record is from the annotation of a GenBank genome assembly. NCBI's taxonomy places the organism in Eukaryota, Viridiplantae, Streptophyta, Zygnematophyceae, Desmidiales, Closteriaceae.
AUGGCUAUCCCCAGUGUCCUUACCUUUGAUGCUGAGGGUCGUGCUGUUGACUUCGAGGUCUGGGUUGAUGACCUACAACUCUUCCUACAGUGCGAUAGGGCAGACAGACUCUCCCUGUUCGAUCUCACCUCUGGUGCCUCUCCUGCCCCGCCUGCUGAUGCUGACAGCACUGUUCGCUCACAGUGGGCCACACGCGAUGCUGCUGCCCGUCUUCCUGUGCGUCGCCAGUUACCGACCACUGAUCGUGCGCACUUAAGUUA